CGAAGAUGAAGGUCACAAGUAUCCACUCGCCAUUCCACCACUCACCAAAGGUCGCUAUGUUGAUGAUAUCUAUGGUGGUGCAGACACUAAAGAAGAACUCUCAGAAAUCGCUCUCGACUUGAAAAAUCUCUGCAUGGCGGGCGGCCUCCCCUUAGCAAAGUGGCAAUCGAACUCUCCUAGUACGCUCAAGAUGGUAACCGAGGAAGAAAUGAUACCAUCGCCGAUCUCAUUUGACGACUGUCCUACUUCAACGAAACUUCUAGGCCUACUCUGGUAUCCUCAAGAGGAUUACUUCUCAUUCAAGAUCAACUCAAGCUCAUCUGGGUCUGUGGAACUUUGGCUCCAGAAACUGUCAUGGGACGAACCACUGUCAUCUCAACUCACAGAAAGAUGGUGUAACAUCAGAGAAGAUCUCAAAUCAUUGAUCAAUGUACGAGCACCUCGCUGGAUUCUGCUCACAAACGAACACUCCACGGAGGUACACAACUCACACUGUCCACCAUCCGACAACAAUAUUGGAUCAUUGGAAGAAGAGCCCCAGUGA
Coccinella septempunctata (seven-spotted ladybird) is the source of this 544-nucleotide messenger RNA. RefSeq lists its product as uncharacterized. NCBI's taxonomy places the organism in Eukaryota, Metazoa, Arthropoda, Insecta, Coleoptera, Coccinellidae. The transcript is spliced from 3 exons. Bases 134 to 544 code for a protein of 136 amino acids. The record is from RefSeq and is a predicted model, not a curated record.